UACUGUAUUAAAUUUUAAAGCUGUUUUAACCUAUAGAAUUUUCAUUCGACUAAUUGCGUACUGUCAGUGCCAGCGAUAAACUGGAAACUCUACGGUUAUGUCGGCACCCUCCCUACUACUCUCUGCACAGUACCUUUUCCAUCUUGAACACAAUUUUCAAGAGGGAGUAUAGCAGUGUUUUGAAAUUCACAAUUGUGUAUAUUACUACAACUGUUAAGAAACAUUGCUUUAUAUAAAUUUUAUAUGAAUUUAAAUGAUACAAAUUGAUCUUUUGAUUUCAUGUGUUAAUACGCAAUUUUAGUAUUAUUCUCGGAUGUAUCAAACUAUAAUUAACAUAUGAUAUUUUCUGUAACAAUGAUUUAAAUUGUGUGUUAUACGUGUAUGAUUUGACGGCAUUUAUAUCAAAAUUUUCGUAAUGAACUUAUCCCUUAAAGAUCCGAUAUUCCCGGAUAUCUGCAAUAUAUUUUAUGUGUAAAUUGUAAAAUAUCAUAUUAAAAUGCAUUAAAUUUUAGAAUUAAAAUUUAUUACUGAAAAACAAGGCACAUUAAAUUGGCUGUAAUGUUACUUUUAAUAAGGUUGUAUAUAAUUGGGCAGUCCACAUUCUUGAGGAUACCUCGUAUAAGACGAAAUCUUUUUCUUUCUGUUACUGACUUUAGUCACUGGUUAAUCAACGUAAUAUCAUGUUUUAAAAGUUAUAGUGAACCUUCAGAAGAGAAAAAGUUAAGCUUAUUAUGUGAAGUACGGUAUUAAUUACAUUUUGUUCGUACUGUAAAUUUUUUACUGUAUAAUGAUUUCAGGUUUUCUUAUUUUAGCUAUUAUAUGGCUUCGGUUAAAAAUUGGUACCCUUAACUUUGCUAGAAACCCUUCGUGCUAUCAUGAGAAUUCGACUACGACAACGCAUAUGAAGACCUGUUUGCGUAGAGUCAUAUUCACGUGUUUAAUAAGAAAUGGCCGAAGCAGAAGUUUCAAGUGAGGAAAAGAGUGUCGUAGUUCGUCCAGUUAAUUACAUACAAGUUGCAGUUGAAACGGACGGAGUGACGCAGAAAGAAAAUAUAUUUAAAGACCUAUUAAAAGUGGAAAAUGCUAAUGAAUACAGGAUGAUGCUGAAAAAGUGUACACAUAUUCAUAUUGGACCGAAAAUAGAAAUUCAUUCCGAUGAAACAAAGACAAGAUCCUUAAAGAAAGAAGAGGACGAAAGGAAUGAAAUGUUCAACAGUUGCUGCCAAAUAUUGAAAACUAAAUAUAUGACCUACUUCUCCUACAUGAGGUCUUUUUUAUGGGAAGGCGAGAGGAACGACUUUCCAUUAAAGGAUUAUUUCGUAGAAUUGACUGUACAGAAGGCAGAUUUAUUUGGAAAAAACAGCGGAGAUAAAAUAAGCUUGAAUGAGGUAUUUUCCAUACAACAAGAUGGACACCAAACUAUUUUAGUAACAGGGGAUCCCGGUUAUGGCAAAUCUACUCUUUGCAAGAAAGUUCUGUACGAUUGGGCAACCACGAAUUAUCUUAAACACUUCGAUUUAACUUUUAUUGUAAUUUUAAGAGAAUUAGGCAAUAAAUGUGUGAAGGAUGUAAUACUGGACAACAUGCAUGAACACGCAACAACUGACAGUGAUUUGCAUCUACAAUAUAAACGACUGAAUAUUUUAGUGAUUUUGGAUGGGUUCGAUGAGAUUGUAGAAAAAUACAAAAUUAUAAAAUUUAUAAGAGAGGAAUCUUUUUAUAUUUCCCGUCGAAUGACGAUUGUGGUUACCAGUCGACCUCAAGCAGCAGAAGACAUCAGAGAAGACAUGAAGAUGAGAUUUUCCAUAGAAGGGUUUUCUCCAGAAUAUCAAGAGAAAUAUAUUAAAUUAAUGUUUAGAGAAGACAAGAGAAAAGCAACAGAACUGUCUUCAGUUCUAAAAGAAAUCGACUUUUACAGAAAAAUGGCGGAAUGCCCGCUGAUGUUACACAUGUUGUGUUGUCUUUAUCACAAUGGAAAGAUGACAGAAGUUGAAACAAUAACUGAUUUAUACAUCCGAAUAUUUAUUCUUGUAACCGAACGUUAUGUUAGAAAAACAAAUCAGCAGAACAAGUUUAAAAGAGGAAAAUAUUUUGUGGGAGAAAAUUUGCUAAUGAAAUUGGGAGAAGUUCACUUUAUCACCUCAGAACGAUUGAGGAAUUGUUUUCCAAAUGAAGAAGAAUACAACUUUAUUAUUGGACUGGACAUUCUGACUCUCGAUUCCUUUUCUGAAUGCGAUAAUAUAAUUCGAUAUAAGUUUGUACAUCGCACAUUUGGCGAAUUUCUAUCAGCAUUAUCAAUGUACGUCAGUUUUCAAUCUACCAAUCUAUGUAUGUUCUCACCUGCUAAUAGUAUUAUUGGUAUGAAAUUCUUGUUUUUGUUGGGAUUUUAUCAAGAAGAACCUUUAUCCGAACGGUUAUUAACGUACGUAGAAAAGGAAAUGUUCAAGCCUUAAUUCAUGCUUCAAGUUCACAAACAAAUCAAACUGACAAAGAAUUGGGAACGAUUUUGUUCUCGUGCAAAAGUGAUAUUUUAUUCUUGGAAAGACUUUAGUGAUUUUUAAGAGCUAGUGGAGUUGUAUGAAUUCAACGAGUUAUAUUUCUAUUUUCAGGAGAGAAA
Centruroides sculpturatus (bark scorpion) is the source of this 2617-nucleotide messenger RNA. RefSeq names its product NACHT, LRR and PYD domains-containing protein 2-like. The record is from RefSeq and is a predicted model, not a curated record. The transcript has 6 exons. Bases 948 to 2453 code for a protein of 501 amino acids. Lineage: Eukaryota; Metazoa; Arthropoda; Arachnida; Scorpiones; Buthidae.